AAAGACUUCACAGUCAUGAGUAUAUCUGAAAGCAUACCAACCUCACACGACUACAGGGUAAUCGAUCCCGAUUAUGACAUUAUUCUCAUCGUGACACCGAAACCGACAGCGUCGUCAGACCCAAAGCCGGAGCCAAAGGCGACCCGAUUCAAAGCUUCCUCAAAACAUCUGACUCUCACAUCGAAAUACUUUAAAGGGAGGCUGAACUCGCCAUGGCCCGAGGGGGAGGAGCUCAAACAAAAGGGAAUAGUCGAGUUGGAUAUUCCCGACACAGACCCAGAGGCAUUUGAGGUGGUUCUUAAUCUGAUGCAUUGCCGUACCAAAUUGGUCCCUCGCGAAGUUGAACUACCACUGUUAACCCAGAUAGCCGUCGUUGUCGACUACUUUGACUGCCAUGAAGCUCUUGGGCUGUAUCCAGAGUCAUGGGUAAACAAGUUAAGGGAUUCUGUCCCUGGCAUGUUUUGUGCAGAUGCCAUAAACUGGAUUUUCAUCGCCUAUGUCUUUGGCGAAGCAGACAUCUUUUCAUGUGUAACUCGAUUAGCGCAAGCGCAAGGUCUUGGUACAUUUGAUACACGCCAGCUUCCCAUUCCGAAAAAAAUCAUAGAUGGCAUCAACAGCGUACGAAUCGAUACAUUGACGAAGAUGUUCAAGAUCCUAACAGAUUAUCAAGAACGGCUUAUGGGUCCUAAAGUUAUCUGCUCUUUCGAAUGCGAUUCAACAAAACUGGGUGCAAUCAUCAAGACAAUGAAGUCCCGUGGUCUACUCUUACGUGCUGAAAAUGCAUCAUUCCCAGGAUACUCCGUCAGAAAGAUUCUCGACUGCAUUUUAGACUUCCCGAGAAUUGAAGUAUGCGGAAAAUGUUCUUCUUAUGGAUUUGGAUCCCGAGAAAAAUACAGUAUCAUCGAUCGAAGUACCAAAGCGGAAAUUGAAAGCGCUGCAAGAUCACUCAAUGGACUCAGUAUUCCAAACGUCUUGUAGCCUCCCCCUCAAAGUCAUUUUACUCAUUGCACAUUGGAAGUAUACGAAGCCUACCUUCUAAAUACGUAUUUCACUGGGCUACAUAGCUACAUACUGCUUUUUCUGAAACAUUGUUUCUCCCUGAUUCACCAGGAAAUCAAGUUUCUUCCAAGAUUUGAUUACGAAUACCGGGAUAUUGAUUAACUAGUUAAAGGUUAGUUCUUCCUCGCUUUAUCAAAUUGUCACAUAAGAUACUACCAAACAAAGGAUAUUGUUCUUUCUUCUUCUUUCUUCUUCUUCUUUUUGUUGUUACUUCAACGGGUGGAUUUUCUAUCCAUGCUUUUGAGGAUCCUCUCUAGGUUGAAAUCGUUUCAACUAUGAGAGAAAUGAGAGGCAAUAUUCGAGGAACCAAGGGUCCGUAUGCGUAGGCGUUCGGUCUAGUCAAUUUUUGAUAGCAGCGAUUGGUAUGGC
Messenger RNA from Aspergillus caelatus, 1428 nucleotides. Its product is annotated as BTB/POZ domain-containing protein. The transcript has 3 exons. Gene Ontology annotation, molecular function: protein binding. The record is from RefSeq and is a predicted model, not a curated record. The coding region runs from base 16 to 978 and encodes 320 amino acids. NCBI's taxonomy places the organism in Eukaryota, Fungi, Ascomycota, Eurotiomycetes, Eurotiales, Aspergillaceae.